GUAUGGUUGUUUGGGAUGCAGUAUGAUGAUGAAGGAGCAGACACUCGUCCACUACCAUGUAGGAGAAGUUUGCGGGCCGCUUCAGGAGGUGGAAGGAAAAGACUUGGUCCGAAAACAGCAAUUAUGUUGCCGAAUUCGAAGACCACGAUGUUGACCUCGGGUAGUACAGUAGGUAGUAGUACAAGUAGUUCUGCAUCUACUUCUUCUGAUUAUAGGGUGAGAAGUACGGCACUUCCAGUUCCACCUACUCCUAGUCCGUCAGCUACUGGGUCUGGAGGAACAAGUAGUUCUUCGACUUCUGGCAUGACUUUAUUGACACACGACACGGACACAGCACAUGACAACUCAUUAAUGCCCACCACAAGCGCAAUUGACAAGUUCAACAAGGUAACCGAUCUCACUCCUAUCUUGAAGGGAAUUUUUCAGAGAAACGAUCGCGUCACAAAUAAAAGCAAGCAUACCAAGAGGACAUCAGCAAAGUCAAACAAACAGAACAGCAAAAUACAUCGUAAUGAUGUCCUACCUCCCUUUAAUAAAGGACAACUACAUGCACAGGAGGGUCAGGGACAACCUCCCUUUAGAGGUCACGGACAGAGGACGACUGCUGCUAGUUGCCUUGAAGAAAUGGAC
Amoebophrya sp. A25 is the source of this 630-nucleotide messenger RNA. The record is from the annotation of a GenBank genome assembly. Lineage: Eukaryota; Dinophyceae; Syndiniales; Amoebophryaceae.